AUGACAAAGCUCCGCCAAAGCCGCAGCAGCAGCAAAGGAAGCACAGGGACCUCGAACACCCGGGCUGGCAGCGAAACACCGCGCCGGCGCUACGAAACCCGAACUUUCUGGGACCAGUGGUAUCGAAAGCACGGGGAAGCGGUGGAGUGGAGUGGUCCAGUAAAUGACAUUGUCCUACAGGCAAUCAUGGAGGUCCUGAAGGGACUACCAAAAGCAGAGGAGCCUCUGCGAGUUUGCGAGCUUGGAUGUGGGUGCUCGCAUCUGGCCCCAAUGCUGCGUGAUGCCGGAGUCACAGUGAUCGGAGUGGACUUCUCCCAGGAGGUGAUCAACGCCAACAGGAUGCGUCAUCCAGACAUCCAGUGGGAAUGCUGGGAUGCUUUACAACUUGCGGAUCGCUUCGAUGCCGGCUAUUUUGAUGCCAUCGUUGGCAAGACACUUAUUGAUUGCUUUUUGACCAGGACGGAUGCUGCUGGCUCGAUUCGGCGGAUGCUGCAGCAGUGCCACACAGUCCUGAAAGACAACGGUUGCAUGAUGUUGCUGGACAAGGCUAGCUCGGACAGCAUCAUCGGACGUGGCCGUACCCGCCAGCUGACUGUGGACCAUCACAAGAUGCUGACCUUCCGUAUCUUGUAUCCGCAGCCGAGGCAGAGCUGCCGCACGAGCCCAGCAGCAGAAGAGUGCGACCCAUUGCAGAGGCAGUGGGAGCUGGAGAUCGAGCCAACGUUGCACAAGCAUUUCGUGGUUCGACCAGCAGCUGCGGGCUGUGGAUCGCUGGUGGUGUGGUCGACUGACAAUGUGGCCACUGCAGCAGGAAUCGAGACCGGUGACCUGAUACUAGGCUACCGUCGAAGCGGCGUCAAAAACAUGACGGUGGGCAACGCGGCGGAGACGGCGAAGGUCCUCCGCACGUCUUUGAGGAGCGUGUUUUUGCUCAUGGAGCGGCCGGCCUCGGGAGCCGCGCGGCGAAAGACCGCCUCGUUGAAGACGAGGUUGAUGUCGCGCCAAUCCACUUCGCAAUCAAAGAUCCGUGCAUGGACAUGUGUGACAGUGAUAGCAUAUCAAUCCCUCACCACGGUGAUUGUCGGCCUUACGCUGACUGAAUUGGCGAAGCGCAUGGACUUACAAAAUGGCUUGCAGCUUCACGGUCUCUUUCUUGGACGCGCGGUCGGAGCUGUCUUUGGCACAAUGCUUGGUGGCUGGCUGUGCGAUGUUUGCCCAAUCAAAAUCGCUAUGUGCUGCUGCAUCGGCAGCUCAGCUUUGACUGUAGUGGCGAUUCCCUUUGCGGCAUCCUCUACCAGCCUUCACAUUCUGUCCGCCAAUUUUGUUUUGCUGGGCUGCUGUGGCUCUGCCCUGGUCUCCUUUACCGUUUCAGCGGCUUGCUGGAGCUUUCCGGGCAAAGAGGUUGGCCCGAUACUGGCACUGUGCAACGGGGCCUUCGGCAUGACCAGUGCGGCGCUUCCAUUGGCUUUCAAGCUGCUGCAGAUGCAGGGCGACCCUGUCGCAGAAUAUGGUUUUGUUGCUUUGUGUGCUGCUCCGCCUUUGGCUUUCCUGGCAGCGAGCCAGGCGCCACAAAGGCCAGUGGAAAAGUCAUCCGAGCUGGACUCGGAUUACAGCUCCGAGGACGAUACAGGUCUUUGGUCAGCGGCUGCAAAGAGAUGGAUAGCUGUUCUGGCAGCAGCAUUGGUACAGUUCCUGUUCUCCGGAGCAAACUCUGCUUUGCUGGGCUGGAUUGUGUCUUAUGCCGAUGGGGAGCUCCAUGACCUCGAAGUGGCACCCGUUCUUGUGAGCCUGCUACAGGGCUCCUUGAUGCUCGGCUCUUUUGGAGCUUCUAGAUAUCAGCAGUAUUUCCACCUGUGGGAUUUGGCUCGCGGUCAAGUUGUCCUAGUCUUGCUGGGGCUUCUUUGCUGGCUGCCGUUUACCUCCUCUGUGCUGGCGACGGUGCUGGCCUUGAUAUGGUACGGCCUCGCAGGCGGGCCUCUUGUGACUUACGCCAGCACAUUGCUCAACCAGCACUGCAGCCCAACUGGAUUUCAGUUGGCCGUCAUCAAUGUUGGUGGUAAUUUCGGUGCCAGCGCAGGACCGUUUCUGGUCGGCAUGCUGAUGAUUAGACUGGGGCCACACGCCCUGCCCUUUGCUGUCGGUGGCGCAUUUGGCAUAGCUCUCCUGGGAUUUGUGGCUGCUUCGAUGGUGCGCUUCGAUUUGAUGCGAAGCAGCAAGACAACACCGCUGCUGAAUGAAGGAUGUCUGACCACCUGCGACGCCUGCAGAAAGCGAGGAUUUUGCGAGCAGGCGAAACACAGCUUACGAGCCAUGGCGACGUGUGGCAUGGUUGGUGACGGAGAUCCGCGGCUGCGCAUGAGGCGAUGGCUCGUGUGGAGUGGCUUCUUCCAGCGGUGCCUGGCAGGACCGGGAUGGGCACCUCGUCGUUUGCUUGGCAUCGAUGCCCCCGUCCUGGAAGAGCUGUCCGUGGUGUUGAGCACCGGAGUCGCAGCUCCGAUGGCUUGGUCGUAUUUCGAGACUCAGUAUUCCUUGACUGUUCCUCAAGAAGCUCUGGCCGUUGCUGUUCUUUGUGUGGUUCGUCAGGGAUAUGCUGUACUUCUGCGCCUCCACAGACCGGAAGAUGACUUCAGCGAAACAUUGGUCUCCGGAAAGCUGUCAGCCUUUGCUGAUGUACCCAGCGAGGAGGCUGCGCAUCUUGUCUUGGAAGUCCAAUACGGAUCGCGAAGCACCAACUACACGAUUGUGGUCAUCCGAUCGACCAUCACUUCGGACUUCCAGUUUCAGUAUCCAGAUCCAGCUGCGAUAGUUCCGGCUGCGGCCACGCUAACAGGUCUUGUGGCCGUGGAUGGUUUUGGAGACCCGCUGCGCAUGGAGCCGAUGUACUUCGAUCCUCGACGUAGCCAGUACCUGGUCUUUGCCAACCCCAACACUGGAGGAGGCUAUGAGUGGACGCGAGCCGUUGCCUCGAAGAACGACCCGGAAGCCCUUCUUCAUUUGCGGGUGGAUGGCAGUGAUUGGGAAGACCUCGAGUCCGGCAUUCUGACUCGGUACAUCUCUGUGCCAGUGAACACUUGGCUCCUUCUUGAAGUACGGGUCACCUCUGCGACGGCCACUGCUGCUGGGACCGUGCCUCUCGUGUACCAGCUUCUGGUCUCGCGGGAGCUUCGUUGUCAUGUUCUUUGUCGCACGUGCUUUGGACCUGAAGCAAUCCAUUGCUUGUCCUGCCGAACACCUUUAGUGCUCAACAACGGGACGUGUGAGACAGCUUGUCCUCCAAGCAGCUACUACGAGUGGACUUCUUUCCAAUGUCGACCAUGCGAUGAGUCCUGCGCACAAUGCUCAGGUCCUGGGGCGAGUGCUUGCACCCAGUGCCGUGCCCUCUUCUUCCUCUCGCCGCUGACGUGGGAGGAUCUGCAGGCGCCCUGCGUCCUCCGAUGCCCUGGAGGCACGUUUGCUCAUCCGCGAAGCCGCCGUUGCCGGAAGCCUCCGAGUGCACCUGUCAAAACUUUUUACCUCCAGUUCAAGUUCCGCAGCACGUUUGAGGAGUUUGCCAGAGAUCCUGUCAUUCAGGAAUCCGUGCUCAACACCACUGCCUUUGUUUUGGGCUUGGCGUUGUCCGACAUUCGAGGCUACAAGAUGGAAGCUGUGGAGGAGGAAUAUGGCAUUGUGGUUGACAACGGGCCACCUUUGCUAUCCGUUGAGGUCGUCUCACCCUUCCUGUCCAAGGACGAGGCGGACCACAUCUCGAUGAACACCUGGUUUGGAGCUUUCGAAGUUCCAGUGGAUGAAGUCCAGAGCUUCACAUGGGAUCAAAUGCAUCCGCCACUGCCGCCAUUACCGGUAGAUCCAUUUCUACCGACCUGGGCAUGGGGUUUGGGAACUUCAGCCAGUGCAGCGAUCCUCCUCUUGUUUCCGAUCUACUGCUGCUACUUUCGAAGACUGGCAAACACCCGUCGCAAGUAUCGACCGGCAGCUGGUGUUGACCCGACGUUUAUGGAGCGAGUGGUCCAUAAUUCGGACUCGCAGCUGGUGAAGCGCUUCGUUGCACGUGACAGCGGUGCACAGCUCAUGCGCGGCCAAAUCAAGCGCAGCUCCAAGGAUCCGUCGGAAACGUCGUCGAGCGGAGGAACUGGUCAGCCCCACGGUCACCUGGGUGGAGCGCCACACUUGUUGCGACUUGGCCACCACGGCGAAAGACACGGCGAGAGCAGCACGACCACAUCCGACAAGUUGGAGUCGGUGACAUCCGUUUCACACCUCGGUCUACUGCUGUAUUUGAGGCCCAUCACUCCCGGCAAGGACGUGACGCUGCCGCAGCUGCUGCUUGGCAGCGAUGGCCAGAGGGAGCUGGUGCCCGUCGCCCAUCUUGAGGCCAAGGCUUUGCCUCCACGCGGCCAAGCUGACAUGGGGCCACCAGAGAAAUCGAACAGAGCCCAACGGCAAGUCACCAAGGAAGAAGAGGUCGGUUGUUGUUGGCUAGUUUGGAGCCAUGGCGGCAAUCCGAGCGAGCAGGACCUGGACACGGCAUUUGCAUCCGUGGGCUUCGUGAAGCAAGCAGCGCCACCAGCUGUCGCUCUCUUGGGCGGUUUGGCUCUCUACGGAAUGGGAGGGCCAGAGACCGUGUCCAUCCUGAUGAUCUACUUUGGGGCACAGACAGGCAUGAACUUGUACAUCAAGAAUGUGCUGUCCAGAAUCGUGGUCGAUGAAGAUCAAGGUAGACGGGGCCUUCCCAUCGGCUUCCUCCUCACGGCGAUUCAGCAGAUGGUCGCAUUCAUCGCAUUUUGCAUCUUUCUCGUCGCAGGCCGGCUCUGCUGUGCCGGCUACGAGGUGAAGCAGCUGAAAUCUACCAAAGAGUGGGUGGCCGUGAUUUGCUUCAGCAUGGCCUUCGCCUUGAACAUCGGUCUGAACAACUUCAGCUUGUCUCUGGUGGCAAUCUCGAUCAAUAUGAUCAUCCGUACCUGUUUGCCGCUCUCCACAGCAGUCUCUGAACUGAUUCUUGGAUCUCUUCUUGGGAUACAACGGAAGUCCAUUGGGCCGACCAAGUGGCUGCUGAUGUUGGCAGGCGUAAGCUGCGCGGGUUUAGCCAGCUAUGCCAAGACGACUUCGCAGACAAAUGCUGAAGAGUCGGCAGCCCUCACGUUGGGCAUAUUCGUGACAGUUUGCAGCAUCUUUGCCGGUGCCGUCAACAUGGUCCUGGCUAGCAUCCUGGGUACCAGCAUGAAGAUGAAUCCGCUAGACACCACAUGCUACAUGUCGCUGCCAACCGCGCUCGCGCUGAUUGCACCCUCGCUCCUGAUCUACCACCCCGUCAGCCAGUGGCCGGACACGGGAAGCAUGACGGACUGGCAGGUACUGCAAGAAGUCCUGUCAACGAAGCCUUCUGUGCUGGUUCCGGUUCUUGUUUCGGGCGUGCUGUCCUUUUUUUACAACAUCUUGCAGUAUACCAUGGUACACAAGCUAUCUGCAACGCAUGCCACUUUCGCAGGCAAUUUCAACAAGGCAGCAACCAUUGCAUUGUCGCUCAUUCUCGGACUCGAGGGGCUGCCACCUGGAAACUAUGGAAUCAUUUUCCUCCUCGCUGUCCUUGGAAACAUCGCUUCGUUCACAGCGUUCAGCAUGGUGAAGGAUGCGCCGCCGAAAGUGGAGCAGGCCGACUUUCAACUCGCACUCCACGGCCCAGCAUCGGUUUACACACCGCCUUUCGUGGUUGGAAGACUUGGUCGUCCUGCAAGGCCGCGAAUGCCCGUGCAACUCCCAGUUUCAGUUUUGCGAAGCGAUAGGGGAACAGACACAGUUGCGGUCAAGGCACUGCAAAGUAAGAACCACGGCACCGGGUGA
Symbiodinium necroappetens is the source of this 5838-nucleotide messenger RNA. Lineage: Eukaryota; Dinophyceae; Suessiales; Symbiodiniaceae. The record is from the annotation of a GenBank genome assembly.